UAAAUACCCUAUCAAGAUAUCAGUUGAUUGGAACUUUCAGUUGUGAGUUAUGGAGCCAUCUCCGAUGGCUCGUCAGCUUCAGAAGACGAGACUGAUGAUGUACGCUACCUUCGGGGUGACCGAAGCGCUAGGAGUUGUUGCUGUGUUUCUAGUGUUAAACUGGGUUGUUCACAGUCUGGGAGGGUUUGCCUGGGAUGGGAGUUCACAGCAGUUCAACUGGCACCCAUUUCUGAUGGUGACAGCUUUCGCGUUCCUGAUGGGUAACUCGUUGGUGCUGUACCGAGUGUUCUACUUCUUGGACAAGAAGGUGGCCAAAGUGGCACAUAGUGCUAUCCAUACUGCCAGUCUGGUGUGUAUCAUGCUGGCCCUGUAUGCAGUAAUAGACAACCACAACCAGAGUAACACCAACAACAUGUACAGUCUCCACAGCUGGAUUGGAAUGACCACAUGUGUGCUGUUCUUCUUACAGUUGGUGUUCGGAUUUGCUGCUUAUCUUGUACCUCAGUUUCCGGAGAGCAUCAAGGCCAACAUGAUGCCAAUACAUCGCUUCAUGGGGACUUUGAUCUUUUGCAUGGGCAUCGCCAGCAUCAUCUCAGGAAUAACUGAGAAGGCGAUCUUCACUUAUGCAGGAGAAUACCAACAUCUUCCAGGGUGGUCGGUAGAAGCUAAUCUCCUUGGGCUUGCAGUGGCAUUAUACGCAGUAGGAAUUGGAAUCCUAGUCACAAAUCCCUCUUUCAGUAGGGAAGAUAAUAUAGCCCAAAUGUGGGAAAAUCUGAACGAUUAGACCCAGAUCUUGUUCUGUCUUUUUUUAAAUCGUUAUAACGUCAUCUACCUGCUUCCGUAGCUGCCUGUCCAUUUUUCAAUGGAGCCUCUUGAUGCUGCGAACAAACUAGUGCAGUAUUGCACGAUUCAGUUAAAUUUGUGUAUAGAAAGUUGGAGAAAAUUUAUAGACAAAAUUAUUAAAAAAGUGUCAAUUCGACUUGGUUGUAUGUCUUGAAACUUUCGUAGUCUGGGUGAAUUUUUGGAAACGCAAAUUCUGAGUGAAAAUCUAAAAUCAGCAUGGACGAUUUUGUUGCAUUAGCCUCGAUAACUCUCAUUAAUGAGUUUUGUCUAUUCUUCUAUUCUAUUUUUCCUAGCUCUCUAUAUCCCCUAGCUUUAGUGUUCAAGCAGAUUAGCAUGCGCCAUUUAUGUUCUGAUCUGGUAUUUUCUUAAAUAAAUGUCAAUAACUGUGGCUAUUAAUCAAAUAUUUGGCUUCAUAGUAAGAUACCUAGUGCUCAUAAUCUAGAUUCCCGACGCCGAUGAAGGUGCUUCAGCUUCGGGUAUUUAUCAACUUCCAAUCACAAUUUUACGCAAUCAUCCAUUCUAGUAAUGUAAUUGACCAAUUAUCUUUGUUAUACCCACUUGCGAAGACCCAUUUCGGCCUCUUUCCCUUAAAAUAAUGAGUUUUUCUGUCUACUAAUACUUUUGAAAUCAAUUUCAAUUCCUCGCAAGUGCCAAAUCAAUAAAAUUGUAAAUGUUAUAAAUAAUUAAUGCAAAUGGUCUAAUGUUUUUUGUUGAAUCAUAAAAAUACUCCAA
Messenger RNA from Symsagittifera roscoffensis, 1575 nucleotides. Its product is annotated as plasma membrane ascorbate-dependent reductase CYBRD1-like. The record is from RefSeq and is a predicted model, not a curated record. Gene Ontology annotation, molecular function: oxidoreductase activity. Bases 50 to 784 code for a protein of 244 amino acids. The transcript is spliced from 3 exons. Lineage: Eukaryota; Metazoa; Xenacoelomorpha; Acoela; Convolutidae.